CCGGUGACAUCAGCCGGAGCUCGGCUGCUUUCCUCCAGGAGUCCUCGGUGUAUCCGCGCAUACGCAUCCAGCACCGCCACCGGGAGAACUCGACGGAAACGGCGCCUGCUCAGCUUUCCUUGUCGCUUUUUUUUUUUUUUUUUCUAAUGGGACAAAACAAGAUUACUACUUCUCUGCCAGAGAUCAUGGGAGGCUGUUGACAUCUGACCUCGCCGUUAGCUCGAAGGACACGAGAGUAGCUUGAACACACCUACGGGUGCACAGUGACUGGUCUGAAAAUGGCUGCCCAUCGAAUCAGAGCCACCACAAACAACAACGUUUCGCUCCCUCGCUGCAAAUCAGAGGGAACGCUCAUUGAUCUCACCGAAGGAGUGUCAGAAGCCAGUCUCACUGAUGUCAAAGUGCCUUCUCCCAGUGCCUUACGACUGGACACAACUGCCUCCUUUGGCACUGCCAGGGAGGUUGUUGCCAUUAAGGACUACUGCCCGUCUAGCUUCACCACCCUGAAGUUCUCUAAAGGGGACCGCCUCUAUGUUCUGGACUCGUCAGGAGGGGAGUGGUGGUAUGCCCACAAUAACAAGGAGAUGGGUUACAUUCCUUCAGCGUAUGUGCAGCCCAUCAACUACAGAGACUCGUCCUUCAGUGACAGUGGGAUGAUUGACACUGUGGGAGACUGUAACGAGGAGGCAGCCAAAGAAAUGGACCUUCUAGGAGAGUGGGCAGGAGUGAUUCUGAAACCAACCACCUUCCAAAAUGGAAAUCCUUUUGAAACAAACCAUACCUCUACAAAUCCCUUUCUAAAUGGGGGUCCUCAGAGCUCACUUGAUCAAAACAGUAACGAAAAAUCAGUUGAUCUUCUUCUGUUUGAUACUCUCAGUCCUUCGUUGCCCAACUCCACCAGCAGUACUGCCGACAUUAAUAGUUUUGGCAGUGGUGUUACCAGUUUGAACCCUCUUAGUCCUGCUGUGGGGGCAGGGCAAAUUUUACGCAGGGACAACCCGUUUUUUAGAAGCAAACGUUCCUACAGUCUGUCUGAGCUGUCCAUCCUGCAGGCACAAUCCGAUGCUCCUCAGGCCUCCACUGGUUUCUUUGGAGGCCUUAAAGCACCGGCGCCAGAGCAAUUCCAGAGCAGAGAGGAUUUCCGGACGGCAUGGCUCACCCAUCGCAAGUUGGCCAGGUCCUGCCAUGAUUUGGAUUCACUGGGUCAGAACCCAGGCUGGGGCCAAACGCAGCCAGUGGAGACUAACAUUGUCUGUCGACUAGAUAGCUCAGGUGGUGCUGUUCAGCUUCCGGACACCAGCAUCAGCAUCCACGUACCCGAAGGCCAUGUUGCCCCAGGGGACACACAGCAGAUCUCAAUUAAAGCUCUGCUAGACCCGCCGCUAGAGCUCAACAACGACCGGUGUACCACUGUCAGCCCUGUGGUGGAGAUUAAACUCAGCAACAUGGAAACAAAGACCACUGUUACCCUGGAGAUGAAAGUGUCUGUUGUGGUAAAAAUGGAGAGCAGGCAGAUGACUGAAGUCUUGUGUGUACGAAGUGAUUGUAAAGAAGGACCUUACACUUCUGUUCCUCAGGCGUACAUGUACGGGGACACAGUCCAGGUGUGCCUGGAUAACCUUGAACCAUGUAUGUAUGUGUGUGUUGUGGCUCAGGCUCAGUCCUUAUCUCCAAACUCCACAGUUUGGGAGCAUGUGGUUAAGAAGAUCACCUUAGGAGUGUAUGGUCCCAAACAUAUUCACCCAUCUUUCAAAACAGUUGUGGCUAUAUUUGGCCAUGAUUGUGCACCAAAGACACUGUUGGUGAGUGAGGUUGGCAAGCAGGCCCAGUCUGCACCACCAGUUGCUCUCCAGCUCUGGGGCAAACACCAGUUUAUCCUGUCCCGACCACAGGACCUCCGUGUUGGAGUUUACUCCAACAUGGCCAAUUAUGAUGUAAAGGCUAGUGAGCAGGCCAGGGUGGUUCGAGGCUUCCAAGUUAAGCUAGGCAAAGUCAGCCGGCUUGUCUAUGUCAUUGUGUCACGCAACGCAGAUGAUGUGUCUGAUUUCACCUUAAGAAUCCAGGUCAAAGAUGACCAAGAUUGCAUACUGGCCCAGUUUUGUGUUCAGACACCAACACCACCACCCAAAGCAGGCCCAAAGACAUCAGUGCAACGGCGAUUCCUGAAGAAGAAGGAAGUUGGUAAGAUUGUCUUGUCUCCUCUUGCCAUUGCAACUAAGUAUCCCGUUUUCCAGGACAGGAGAAUAAACAACCUGAAGUUUGGAAAAUUAAUCAAAACUGUCAUACGACAAACAAAAAAUCAGUACUUGCUUGAGUACCGAAAAGGAGAUUUUGUAGCGCUGUUGAGUGAGGAGAAGAUCAAGCUGAAAGGCCAGCUGUGGACAAAAGAAUGGUACAUUGGGUAUUAUCAGGGCAGAAUGGGACUUGUUCACUGUAAGAAUGUUCUAGUGGUCGGCAAAGUUAAGCCAAUUUACUUCAGUGGGCCCGACCUUACGACGUCAUUGUUACUGGAGCAGAUACUGAAGCCCUGCAAGUUUCUCACAUACAUUUACGCCUCUGUAAGAACUAUUCUGAUGGAGAACAUUGGCAACUGGCGAGCAUUCGCAGACGCCCUUGGAUACGUCAACCUGCCCUUAACGCAUUUCUGCCGCGCAGAGCUGGACAGCGAACCAGAGCGGGUUGCAUCAGUGUUGGAGAGCCUGAAGGAAGACUGCAACAAUGCAGAGAGCAAAGAGAGGAAGUCCUUCCAGAAAGAACUCCUGACGGCCCUAUUGAAGAUGGACUGUCAGGGUCUCGUGGCCCGACUGGUGAUGGACUUUGUCCUCCUCACCACCGCCGUGGAGGUAGCCGGACGCUGGAGGGAGCUGGCUGAGAGGCUCGCCAAGGUUUCGCGCCAGCAGAUGGAUGCUUACGAGGCGCCGCACCGUGACAAGAACGGGGUGGUGGACAGUGAGGCCAUGUGGAAGCCGGCGUAUGACUUCCUGGUCACGUGGGCGGCCCAGAUUGGCGACAGCUACAGGGACGUGAUCCAGGAGCUUCACAUGGGCCUGGACAAGAUGAAGAACCCCAUCACCAAACGCUGGAAGCACCUGACCGGCACGCUCAUCCUGGUCAACUGCUUGGAUGUCCUGCGGAGCUCCGCCUUCAGCCCUGCUGCUCAGGAUGACUACGCCAUCUGAAUCCCAGCGUUGCCCCACACCAGCGCACCUUGCUCUUUUAAUGAAGUUACACCGUUUUAAAUGCUGCAUAUCAGCUGUUUGCUUACUCUGAAUGCCACUACUGCUGUCUUAUGUUGUUGAUCCAGCAGCGUUGCCUUCAGCUCUUUGUGCUCAGAGCAGCGUCACCAGACUGGCCCCACGUCCCCACCAAACAACACAGUGCUGUAAGGAGCUCGCAGUAUUCACAGAGACUCUUUUAAUAGCUUCCGUCUUGCACAGUUAUGUAUUUUUGUACACUUAUUAUGGCACAGCAGUUUUUUAAAGCAACACUUUGAACCAUUUGGUUAAGAACUGUGGAUUGAAUGCCAAGAAAGACAUUUUUUAUUAAGAAAAGACAUUUUUAGAUAUUGUAUCCUGUAGCCUCACAUGUCAGAUCGGUUCUAUUUAUUUAUACAUCAAGGAGAAACAUUUUUAGUCCUUGUUCAGGUUCUCUCUCACUGUGGUCCUUCACAUUUCAGAGAUCCAAAUAUUUUGGUGUCCUUCUCUAUUUUCUAAGAUCUGGAAGACAACAGAAUCAUCUAUUAAUAUUGCACACUCAGAUUUAAUUAAGCUUUACACUGAAACGCCUGGUGUUUUUGUAGAAAAUAAUAGAUUUACACUGAUUAUUUAGUUUCAGUGGAAUUUAAAACCCUCGUCUCAGUUUUAUAUCAUUAUGAGUUGAUUAUCUUUGAGUUUGGACUGAUGGUCGGCAAAAACAAGAAGCCUGAAAAUGCCUUUGUUUUCAGACUUAAUGUGUGAAGCUUGACCUUGUAAGCAUCAGUGGAUAAAUCAGUCUCAGCUCAAACUCCUCUUUCUCGCUUUGUUUUGGAGUGGAAUCAGUGGCUGCAGUUUCCCCAAACUAUCUCGUCCACGUUUGACUGAGAAUAUACUCCCAGUGGGCGGCUUUGUGCCUGAGUGUGUUCAACCCCCAGGAGUCCAGCUCAAACUUUACUUGGGCAGAGUCUUCAAAAUCGGCUGCUCCUUUUUCUGGGUCACCACAGCUGCUCAUUUGCCUCCAUCACACCCUGUACCUAACAUCCUCUUCUGUCAGUAAUAAUUGCCCGAAUAAGUGCCUGGAGGCAUUUCAAGUAAGUUGCCAACUUGCUUUUAGAGGGACUUUGACAGGAUGCAUGUGAUGCGCUUCUUAACUGUCCCUAAACACAGAAAUCAAAGCAUUCCUGCUGCCUCCAUUUGCACAACUGAAAACUUGUUUUUAAAGUAGACCUCAACUCAUUGUCAGUGUAGUGCUGAGUUCAAAAUAAUCCUUUGUUUCAUACAUGGCCUUAGUGCAGCCCCCUCAGUUCCUCCUCUCUCCAUUUCCCUCUUUAAGUCAGCUUUCUUCUGAUUGGCUGCCCCUCAUGAAGAAGGUUUGAAUACCAGGUGGUAUUCUAUGCUCACAGUCAGAGAUCUGAGCCUGAGAUAACCAUAUUAGGAACGUUGCUUCAUACUGACAUCAUAAAGAGCCAAAAGUAGAAAAGCAACGACUCAAACAGAGUAUUUAGUGUGAAGCCUGAGCUUUUGGCUCAGAGGGAUUGUUGGGUUCACCUUAAAUAACUGCUUCAUUUUUGAGAGGACACUUUGUCACUGUGACCCAAAAUGACUCCAAGCAAGACACAAAGUAAAUUUAAUUCUGAACUGCAUUGUGCUUUGCGAGAGUGCUUUGGGUCUGCACGGUAGUAUCAUGAUGAAGUGUGCGUGCCUGCGAGGGGGUUGAGAUGCUCUUUUUAUUUCAGGACAAAGAAGAGCAGUGGAGUCAAAUAUGGGGAGAAAAAAGUGAAGCAUAUUUAGCCCCAAAAGCACAAAGUGGGGAGUUGGAGGGGGGGGACGGUCGAGGGCGCGAUACUCUGUGUCGUGUGUGAGUGUGACCUUAAACUGAACUGGCUGAGAUCAAAAUAAACUAAACAAAGUACACUGACUGAGACUUAGGCUUGUUGAUUGAUUAACAAUCACCUUGAACCCUAACCUCCACAUAGCAACCAGACUCUCACCUCUUACUUCUGAACUCUCUUGUCUUCAGUUUGUGUUAUGUAUGUUAUGUAAAAUCUCAUUUUUUUUAAUACAACGCUUGCCAAAAAUGAAUAGAGCUCUACACAAAUGACCAUGUACAAUGUUGAGACCACUGUCUAUGACACUGUCUAUCAAAGCAUCCCUAGCUUUUGUCCCAGUGCUGCAUACUGUAUAAUGUGCUAGUAACACAGCCAGUGUUGAGUUUGAAAUCAUUUUUGUGACUGCAUACUUUUGUGGAAAAGACUCUAAAUAAAAUGUAAAUAUUUGUACACA
Molecule: messenger RNA, 5477 nt
Organism: Archocentrus centrarchus (flier cichlid)
Lineage: Eukaryota; Metazoa; Chordata; Actinopteri; Cichliformes; Cichlidae
Product: SH3 domain-binding protein 4
Exons: 5
Coding region: 279-3179 (966 amino acids)
Cellular component (GO): cytoplasm
Molecular function (GO): protein binding
Source: RefSeq, a predicted model, not a curated record